Triticum urartu is the source of this 660-nucleotide messenger RNA. RefSeq lists its product as uncharacterized. The record is from RefSeq and is a predicted model, not a curated record. NCBI's taxonomy places the organism in Eukaryota, Viridiplantae, Streptophyta, Magnoliopsida, Poales, Poaceae.
AUGGCCGCGCCGACCGUGCUGGCGCUCGCCCUGGCCGUCCUCCUCCUCCCGGCGGCAGCGGCGGCGGCGGCGGGGCGCGCCCCGCCGGGCGCCAGCCCGCUCGUGACCACGUGCAACGAGGGCCCCUUCCCGGCGCACUGCGUCAAGGAGCUGGGCCCGCGCCUCCUCGACAUCCAGACCACGCUGGCGUCGGUCUCGCCGCGGGGCGCGCUCAUCGCCGGCGCGCCGGGCACGGUGGACUUCUCUUCGCUCGUGGCCGUGGCCAUGGAGGCGGCCACGGAGGCUGGCGCGGUGGCGUCCACCAUCUUCGAGGGCAAGCUCCCCGGGUUCAACGCCUCCGUGCCGGACUUCAAGGUCUGCCUCAGCAACUGCAGCGUCACCAUGAAGUCCGCCAUGAAGAAGCUCCACGGCGCCACCGCCGCCAUGAAGGUCCACGCCCACGUGGUCGCCAAGGUGCUCGCCGACCGGGCCAUCACCGACGUGUCGGCCUGCACGAUCAGCUGCAGGAACCUCACCGGCGACGUCAAGCUCAUCCUCGAGACCAGCCUCGUGGAGUUCCAGAAGAUGAUCAGGAUCGCCGUCAACUUCCUCACCAAGAUCGCGGCCAAGACUCCGCCCGGCCCUCUCCCUCCCCUCCCUCCCCCGGUGCGCCGCCGCUAG